CCUUGCCAUUUGGCUCUUUAGCGUUAGCCGCCUGCCUUUAGUUUCUUUCAGUUUCAGUUUGAACGUCGAACGCCGAGAACCUCGAGGUACCGCUCUUGCUGUCGGUUCGCUGAACCAAUCGGGCUGAAGCCAUUGAAACGCGUGUGAACGGCAGAACGAACGACGGUAUAUUCAUGGCUUGAACUUAAAGUAGAUAAUGUGAAAAAACCAACCAAAAGGCAAUGAAAACCCAAAAUUUCUAUGGCUUACAUAACUGCAGAAGUACAGUGAAUUGUGGACUCAAAUUGAUAAACAUCCAUAUGCAAUAAAAAAAUAAGAAAAUAAGACAAGUAGAAACAAAAGCUAAACUAAAUUUAUGGCUGGCAACGAUAAAGUCAGGAUUAACAGCUGAUAUUGGUGACUGAAAUCAACACUUCCAAACACACAAGCUUCAAAAAUAAACUCAUAUAAACGUCCGACCAGCUGACAACAAUGGUGGAGAAACGUUCAGAAAAAUAUAUUCCAAAGUCAAUGCGAGUGUUUUUGAGUGCUCCCAUAUCCUCAUCGCUAGCGCUCUUGAUAUGUUUGGGCCUAGUUGGACGCUCUUGUGCCCAAGUUGAUACCACCAUCAGUAGACAAGAAAGUCUUUCAGUUGAGCUACCGUGUCCCGUUAAUGUAGAUAAGUGCGGAAAACUCCAUUCACUUAAUUGGUUUAAGGGCGAUGAUCGCAUUGCUGCAAUGCUCCUUGGAGAAAGUAAUGUAACCAGUGUUGAUAAGGAAUUUGACAAAAGGGUAACUGUUAAGCAAAACCCAUACAGUCUAGUUAUAAAAGACUUGAAAAUAGCCGAUGAAGAUAUUUAUCUAUGUGAUACUACAUUUUUUAUACCAGAAGAAACGUGUGAUAACUUCAAUGGAUAUCGAAUCGAAUUGAGAGUCUUAGAAAACAUUGUGCCACCUACUGAGGUUGUUAUUUUGGAUGCAAAAGGCGAUCGAAUCGAGAACGGCAGCUCAGUUGGGCCCAUGCAGGAACGCCAGUCCCUGAAAGCAACAUGUACCGUAAAGAACACACGCCCUCAACCAGAAGUCGGCUGGUUCCGUGGGACCAAGAGACUAACAACUUAUUCUCCCACUCAUGACUUGAACAAUGGCCUUUAUACCUCAACACUCGAGUUGGACUGGCCGUUGUCCCGCGAAGAUCUUGCUCAGGACAUUGAAUGUCGCGUGAAGUCUGCUGCCAUACCAAAUACAACUGUAACAAAAUUUAGGGUGGACUUGCAAGUUCGUCCAACAAGUAUCGAUAUAAAUGGAGUAAAACACCAUACAGUGCAAGGCAGCAAAGUGGUUUUAACAUGCGAUAUUCACGGGGCUCGACCAGCUGUCAACCUUACGUGGUAUAAUUCAACUACCGUAAUCAGUCCUAGUGAAAAUGACAUGACCGAAAUUCGGAUUAAAUCGUUUGAAAAAAAUGAUGGCACAUAUCAUACUCAAUCAGAGCUUAUUUUUAAUGCCACUCGUUUUGAGAACGACCGUGUUUUUCGAUGUGAAGCUGAAAAUGCUGUUUUGCAAAUUAAUCGAGAAAAACCAAUUUCAUCUGCACUUACCUUGGAAGUUUUAUAUCCCCCCGUUGUUAAAGUCAGUCCAUCUGAUAUAAUUACCAAAACAAGUGAAAUAGUUCUUCUCAAUUGUGAAUAUGUAGCGAAUCCUGCAUCUCUAACUCAAGUUGAAUGGUACCGCAAUGAUGAUCUAGUAAAUGUAAAUGACUCGAGUCAUUAUAAGGGCGGCAAUUCUGAAAAUGUGGCUCUCGUUAUUAGAUCAACAGAAAGAGAUGACAUCGGAAAUUAUUCUUGUCAAUUAUCAAAUACUAUAGGAAAAGGAAUUUCUGAUCAAAAAAUUAAUCUUGACGUGCACUACGUCCCAAGCGUCGAGAUCUUAAUGAUACCAGAGGGACCUGUAAAGGAAAGUGAUGAAUCAAAUGUCACCCUUUUUUGCAAUGUGUUAGAUGCUAAUCCCCUAGCUCUUACCAAAGUAAGGUGGUACGCCAACUCUACUCUUCUUAAGGAACUGCCAGACUGUGAAGAAACCAGAGAAGAUUUAUGCCACAUAGAUCCAAGUAAACUUUUAUUGGAGAGUAUUGGACGUGGCUUCUUCUACAAUUAUUCCUGUGAAGGAUUCAAUUCUGCAGGCUGGGGUCCGCGCAGUGAAGACAAGGAACUUAUGGUACAUUACGAACCGGGACCUUCAACACUAACUCAUUUUCCGUUAGUCGCUGUGAAAAAAAAGAGCGUGACUUUCUCGUGCUCGGUUGAUGAUCCCGGAUAUCCAGACACAAAUAGAUAUCGUUGGCUGCGUGGCGGUCGGGGUCCUCUGCAGGACAUUGUGACGAAGGACUGGACGGUGGAGCCGGUUGGUCUAGAUAGUCGGACGAAUUAUUCUUGCUUCGCAUACAAUGAAGGCGGCAGAGGAGUUAUGGCUACAGUAAGCUUGGAGGUACACGCACCGCCAUUUUUCAUCAAAAACCUACCACCUUAUACGGGAGUAUUGCACUCCUCGCCCAAUGCAACUUUGACCUGUCGAAUUGAGUGUGUCCCGCGCUGUGAGAUAUCUUGGCAGAAGGACGGUGAGCCAAUAGAGAAAAACGAUACCCGUUAUUUCGUUAAGGAAAAAUACAUGGAGGCAUCCCCCGCCACAGGUGAUUUUGAAAGCAUGCUAUCAGUUUUGCACUUCAAUAUGCCAAAUUGGCCUCUUGCCAAAUUUGAUAUCGAGGCUGAUAAUGCGAACUAUUCGUGCGUGUCAACAGGCAAUACAGUAGGUGCUAGCAUCAGGAGUCGCACUUAUUUUGGCAUUGAAUACGCUCCUGAAAAUAUUACGGUUUCGGAGAACAUUGUGUUUGUCCAAGAAGAUACCAUACCAGGACGUGUAAUAUGUAAAUCCCGAGCUAACCCAGAACCUUCUUAUAAGUGGUUUUUCAAAAAUGAAACAAUUGCCAAUGGAAAUGCAUUAAUUAUUAAUAAGGCAAUGGAAAGAAAAGAUAAUGGCACUUAUACCUGCCUUGCCUAUAACAAGCAUGGCACCAGUAUUGCUGAAACUGUAAUCGAAGUGCAAUUUAAACCACGCUGCGAAAUUGAGAGAAGAGAAAUUGAUGAUCAGGACACGCUUAUUUGCACUGCCUUUGGAAAUCCCGUAGAGAGUGAUUUCUCUUGGUCAAUAAAAGCUGACAAUGAAACGGUUGAAGUUUUGGAUAGCGGUGACAAAAAAUCAUUUUUGGAAAAGAGUUUUUACGUUCUGCAAGCGGACUAUGCCAUUUCCAGAACUUAUAGAUGUGUGGCGAAUAAUACAAUUGGUUCUGGAACAUUUUGUGAAAUUGAAGUAGCUGCUGCUUCAUCGCUUUUAAUAUGGUGGCAAGUACGACCAAAAAAGCAACUGGCAUGGUGGCAGCUCUGGGAGAAGAACACACUUAUCAUAUUAGUUGCUGCUAUUAUGGGAUUAUUACUGACCGUGAUUAUUAUAUGUUGCAUAAUUAUAUGCAUUUGCCGUCGUCGUCGUCGCCAAGAUAAAUAUCUUACGGAAGUUUCUAUAGGUUCUAAAAGUGUAUUGUCUGAUCAGGCAGAAAUUACACAAUCGGGUGGGAGCCUACAAAAACAAGAUAAAUAUGCAGCUAUUUUAAGAAAUCCGUCUCCCACGCGCUUCAAUGCAAACCCGCCUAAAUCGCCACCGCGUUGGCCAAUUCGUCCUGGAGUGAUGCUUCACGUAAACAGCAACACAAAAGAAAAUCUGGCUGUGAACCGAAUGACAUUAAACAGGAAUCUGUGUAAUAGUGGUGGCCACAUGAGCGAGCUAUCGGCACAAUUAAGUGCUGUCUUAAGAGAAAGCCACGCUAGAUCCGAUAGUACCAUCCUCACCGACGAGUCUGUCGUUUUCGAGAAAAACGCAGCAUCACAGUUAUCUACAGUUGAAACAGCUCAAUUAAAGAUUGUAAAAGAGAACAAGUCUGGAGCAGAACUAGAACCAUUGGAUGUCUUGCCUGCCACAACAUCAUGUUCUGGACAAAACAAAUUGGGUCAUAUUUUAUCACUGCUUUUUAAAAAGAAUGCGAAUGAUUGCACUCGAGAUAGUCAGCGGAGUCAUGUUGGUUUAUUACAGACCUUUUGGCGUGGGCUGGCUUCUAAUGAAAGCACCCCGCAGUUUGGAACUCAGCAUCGUCUUAAAGGAAUUCGUUGCAGUGGAAGUGUGACCUACAAAAAGGCCAAAGAGACGAUCCACGGCAGGACAAACGCAACAAUUGGAGAACCUUCUUUAACUAACAAGCCCAGUAUUUGCCAAUCACAUACCUCAUUGACACAUCAAGUGCCUUCAUUAGACAAGGACGCAGCUAAAAUAGUUACGGAAGACACAAAUUUUUCCAAGAAAAUAGAAGACUAUACGUGCAAUGUCGCCCCCUGUAGAACGGAAGUAAGCUCUUUGGAGCCUCGUCAAAGGCGGUGCAACAUGGCACCUCCCAGACCCUCAACUCCUACAUUACAAUUAAGGAAUUUGCACAAUGCAAUCAACUGCAGCUGUUCCCCCGAUUCAACGUUGGCCCAAUCCAAUAAACUUGAACAUGUUAAAAUACACGGCAAGUCGUCUUCACUGGGGGAACCAUUGACGGAACCUGGCGAGUAUGAGAAUCUUCCAUUUCAUGGUCUGCAAACGGCACCUAAUAAGUGCUCUACUACCCCUAUAAAUUUUAAAAGCAACUCAAAUACGGUGCAUGGUCCUCAGCGAAUCAAGGGACUUAAUGGAAAUACCAAUCAAGAUCGUCAGACUACUCAACAUCCGCAUGUAUACCAGGAACAAACUUUUUGCGAGCAAGAACUACAGUAUGCUCACAGAUCACAAUACAAUACCGUACACCACAAAUCACCAACUGAUCGACACAAUAAAUGCGUAACUGAACUAGACUCCAAUCGUCAAGCUAUACAUAACCUAAGCAAAUGCUUCCCCAAGAGUUACACUGAGUAUUACCAUCAAAAUCAGCAACAUCAUCAAAUCCAAUUUCCAACAGCAAAGGAUCAGAAGAUAAACACAAAUUCCUUGUAUAACGUUCAGCUAACCAAUGCCAUAGAUCAUGAUUAUCUGCCCAGUUACACUGCAAUGAGCCGACCACUACCUAUUCCGACACUGGUAAACACUAACCCUUUUCUGGCCGCUACCAACUUUAAGAAAUACGUUAAAGAGGGAGAAGACCUCUCUGGAAGUAUGCCACGUGAAAAACACAGAAAAAACGCUCUGGACUUGGAGAAAAGGUUUAAUUCGCUAAAGUUCCCAGGCGGAAACAAACUAAAAAAUCGUUCUUAUAAUGAAAGCUUCUCAUCAGGUUCUAUCACAUCACCUAUACAGUCCGCUAUUGACGUUUGCAUUUUAUCAACAUGCAAGAGGCAUAAUUCCUUAGGUCGCCAAAGCAAAAGCGAUAUUGACCCGAGUGUGCAGCCCAUGCCCCCCUGCGAUCUUCCUGCUGACGAGAAUAUGGUCGUUGAAGACACAGUCGAUCAAAGUACAGAAUCAAUAAAAAUAGGAAGCAACGAUUUAAUUCUCCAUUCUCAUCAAACCUUGGCCACUGUUCAGCUGCACACUCAACUAGGCAAAGAAAUAAUAAAGAAGCACCACCACCGCCAUCACCACCACCAGCAAAUAAAGAAGGAAGAGAUUGCUGACUUGGAGUUAAUGGAGGCUGAGCGCAACAGCAUUUAUCGGAGUGACUCCGGAAUAUCUAAUAGCUCCUACGAGUCCCAAUUCCCCAUAGCCUUAUCACAAAUUCGACCAUCAAAACCAAAAAAAGGAUCUGUUAACCAUUUAAUUCAAAAACGUGUUCAUAAAAAUGUGGAAGCUCAGAAAAGUGUAUUGAUUCACAAUGAUUCGCCUAACGUAUUAUUAUCCGAAAAUAAUUUUUCUGAAUGCGGUGUACCAUUAGUUAAUAAUUCAACAUCGCUUUCGCCCUGUAAAAAGCAUGCUGCCUCUUCGCAAUGCAACCAUCACCAGCCACCAUCAAUUCAGUACAAUGACAGGACUACAACAGAAGCCCUUGUGCAGCACCCACUUGGUCACCAGUGCGUGAAUUCGGUAUCUACGCCAACAGUUUCCCUCAGUUCAAACACUUCCAGCGUUCAAAGACCAAAUAAGAAAAAACUAUUGUUGGCUAAUAAUCCAUUUCUAGCCAAAUAUGAAAAAAAAAACGCUGUCAACGGUAAAAACAACAACAGGAUGUUGCGACGGAAAACCAUUAGUAACCCGUACGAACAUAUCCAAAAGCAUCAAUAUGCAGGCCCUAGCGACAAUUGUGCUCCCUCCAGAGAAAACCAAGGCUUCCAUUCAGAUGCCAAUCAAAUUCACAGUUCUGGCCCCAAAUUUGAAUCGGGUGAUUCACAAACAGCAUCACCAGAGCAAAUGAAAAUUAUCAGCCAUGCAGCUCAAACUACCAGCAGAAAGAUCGGGAAUCGUGCCGACCGACAAGUGUUAAUUGUGCCCGAGAUUUCUUCAAACGUCAUAAUAGGUUCUUCCGAUGAUGGGGAAUAUGAUUGCCUAGUGGCUCGACGGCCUAUACGCCUACCGUUGCGUAAGCAUCACACCUUUCACUUCCAAAACACACAGACAGCUAAUGGCAAGUUAUGUGAGCUGCGGGAGCUACUGCAACUGCAGAUGCAAGAAAGGGCUAAAUUCGAACAAGAAGAGGUUCCUUUAGUAAUUGGUCCGGUGGAGUUAAGUGAACAACACGCCUUUAAGCCGAUUUCACCAACACCUACAUUGACAGCUUCGGCAGAGCAGAAGACACGAUAUCAGAAUCAAAAUGACUUUCCUUUCUCUCAAAAUGAAGAUGAUGAAGAUCUUGGAUACAGUUUCUGUGAAGAAGAAUGCAUGGUAGACAGCGAUAACUAUCCCACCUCGGACAAUCGUAGUACUGCCCUGCUUCAAACUCCAUUACAUCGAAAGCUAUUUAAAACGAGACUGCAUGUGCUCUGGAUACUUUAUAUAGCAAAGCAGUUGUGAAGUUCAUAUUUAGAUAUAAAAUUAAAAAUUAAAACAAGCCUAAGUGACGCAGACAAG
Molecule: messenger RNA, 7056 nt
Organism: Drosophila suzukii
Lineage: Eukaryota; Metazoa; Arthropoda; Insecta; Diptera; Drosophilidae
Source: RefSeq, a predicted model, not a curated record